This is a messenger RNA of Daldinia vernicosa, 820 nucleotides long. RefSeq names its product DUF427-domain-containing protein. The record is from RefSeq and is a predicted model, not a curated record. The transcript has 3 exons. Lineage: Eukaryota; Fungi; Ascomycota; Sordariomycetes; Xylariales; Hypoxylaceae. The coding region runs from base 309 to 611 and encodes 100 amino acids.
CAUACAUCAUAUACCACCACCACUCAACUCUACUAUUACAAAAAAUAAAGGAAUCUUUCUAGAAGCUGACUACCCCGCAACACAGCAUUGAAGCACAUUAUUGAUAUCCAAUGUCCACAUAUAGAUACCUUGUAUAAUAAUAUAGCACCAUGCAGCACCGUUAUAUCGUACCACUGCCUACCACAAACGCUUCUUCCUAGCCCAAUCUCACUCACGCACUCACUCACACUCCAACCCUUACCCACCAACUUCCACCAUAAGAUCCCCAAACCCAAACCCAAACCCAAACACGUCCAAACAAUCCAGCCAUGCCCUCCGGCCACGUCCAAGCCGCCGUCGGCGGCACCGUAGUCGCCGAGUCCGACACCUACGAGCUGGUCGAGGGCAACGUGUACUUCCCGCCCUCGUCCCUCAAGCCCGAGUUCUUCAGCAAGACAGACCUGCACACGCACUGCGGCUGGAAGGGCGACGCGGACUACUACACGGUUAAAGUCGGGGACACGGAGCUCGCGAAUGCCGCGUGGUACUAUCCCGCGCCGUUCGACAAGGCCAAGCAUAUUAAAGACUACGUCGCUUUCUAUAAAACCAAAGUGGAUGUAACAGCUGUAUAAAUAAAUACUGGAAGUUCUCGCAUCAUCUUAACUCUGGUUGCGGAAGGUGAAAUAAAAGUGCCAGUAGGACUUAGUAGAAACAAUAGAUAGGAGAGUACCUAGCUUUAUCCAACUAAUAACCAUGCCCACGUAUAUAACCCAUUAUCUAGUAACUCUACGUAUAAUCAUAUCGACUUGACAUUGACAUAACUAUAAAUAACCCAUCACUU